This is a messenger RNA of Leptosomus discolor (cuckoo roller), 2201 nucleotides long. The record is from RefSeq and is a predicted model, not a curated record. Lineage: Eukaryota; Metazoa; Chordata; Aves; Leptosomiformes; Leptosomidae.
UUUCAAUAUGUGUCCCAAUAAUUGCUCGGGCCGAGGAGAGUGCAAGCUCAAUAACAGCAGCAAUGCUCUGGAAUGUGAAUGUGCCAAAUACUGGAAGGGAGAAGCUUGUGAUAUUCCCUACUGCACAGAGGAUUGCGGGGCGCCCGAGAGAGGGCAUUGCAACUUGAACGACACCAAGGCGUGUUCGUGCUCUGCAGGCUGGCAAGGUCCUGGCUGUUCAAUUCCUGUUCCUGCAAACCAGUCAUUCUGGACCCGGGAGGAAUACUCUCUUCCAAAACUUCCUAGAGCAUCUCACAAAACCGUAAUCCAUGACAAUAAAAUGUGGAUCGUUGGAGGCUAUGUCUUCAAUCAUUCUGACUCUCAGAGGGUUUUAGCCUAUGAUCUUAUUUCUGAAGAGUGGCUUCCACUGGACAACACUGUGAACUCCGUGGAGAUGAGAUAUGGUCAUUCGUUGGCACUACAUAAGGAUGAUAUAUACAUGUAUGGUGGAAAAAUAGAUGCAACGGGGAACGUGACCAGCCAGCUGUGGGUGUUCCACAUUCCCAGCCAGACCUGGACUCAGGCGACGCCGAAAGCCAAGGAGCAGUACGCCGUGGUUGGCCACUCGGCCCACAUCGUCACCCUGCGAGACGGCAGCGUGGUCAUGCUCGUCAUCUUCGGGCACUGCCCUCUUUACGGGUACAUCAGCAACGUCCAGGAGUACAGCCUGGCCACAAACACGUGGAACAUUUUACAGACGAGCGGAGCUUUGGUGCAAGGAGGGUAUGGUCACAGCAGUGUUUAUGAUCCAAACACAAGAUCAAUUUAUAUCCAUGGAGGUUACAAAGCAUUCAGUGCCAACAAAUACCGGCUGGCAGAUGACCUGUACAAAUAUGAAGUUGAUUCUCGUAUGUGGACAAUUCUUAAAGACAGUCGGUUUUUCCGCUAUUUGCAUACGGCUGUGAUAAUGAGUGGAACCAUGCUGGUGUUUGGAGGAAACACGCACAACGACACCUCCAUGAGCCACGGCGCAAAGUGCUUUUCUUCAGAUUUUAUGGCGUACGAUAUUGCUUGCGAUCGAUGGUCUGUUCUCCCUCGCCCGGGUCUCCAUCACGACGUGAACAGGUUUGGACAUUCUGCCGUGCUCUACAACAGCACCAUGUAUGUAUUUGGAGGCUUCAACAGCCUCCUCCUGAGUGACAUACUGAAGUACACACCCGAGAGAUGUGAAGCUUUUGACAACGAAACGGCCUGCUUGCGAGCAGGUCCUGGCGUCAGAUGCGUGUGGGCCGCUGCCUCCGCUCUCUGCGUCCCCUGGGAAAUGGCGACGGUAGAGCAGCAGCAAAAGGUCUUUGAAGACUGUCCUCCCAGGCCAGUUGUAGACAAUGAAAAAUGUGAUCAGAUUACAGACUGCUAUAGCUGUACAGCAAAUACAAACAACUGUCAAUGGUGCACUGACCAGUGUAUCUCAAUGCAUAACAACUGCACAGAGGAACAGGUGCCUGUUACUCUAUAUGACAAUUGUCCUAAGGAUAACCCAGCCUAUUACUGUAACAAAAAGACAAGUUGUAAAAGCUGUGCCAUGGAUCAAAACUGUCAGUGGGAACCUAGGAAUCAGGAGUGCAUCGCUUUGCCAGAAAAUAUCUGCGGAACAAACUGGCAUUUGGUUGGCAACUCCUGCUUGAAAAUCACAAACGCGAAGGAGAACUACGAUCAUGCCAAACUCUCCUGCAGAUCCAACGGCGCUCUGCUGGCUUCUCUCACCACCCAGAAAAAGGUAGAAUUUGUUCUAAAGGAGCUACAGAAGAUGCAGGCUUCGCCCAAAACUUUGACUCCAUGGGUUGGACUGAGGAAAAUCAAUGUGUCGUAUUGGUGCUGGGAAGACAUGUCUCCCUUCACCAACACCCUGCUCCAGUGGCUCCCCGAUGAACCCAGCGAUGCCGGGUUCUGUGGUUAUUUAGCUGAGCCUUUCCAGCAGGGGCUGAAGGCAGCCACGUGCAUCAACGAAGUCAACGGCAGUGUCUGCGAAAGGCCAGCAAACCACAGCGCCAAGCAGUGCCGCACGCCCUGCGCCCUGCGGACCCUCUGCGGGGAGUGCACGAGCGGCAGCUCCGAGUGCAUGUGGUGCAGCAACAUGAAGCAGUGCGUGGACUCCAACGCUUACGUGGCCUCGUUCCCCUACGGGCAGUGCAUGGAGUGGUACACCAUGAGCAGUUGUCCGC